Harpia harpyja (harpy eagle) is the source of this 4659-nucleotide messenger RNA. RefSeq lists its product as uncharacterized. The transcript has 6 exons. NCBI's taxonomy places the organism in Eukaryota, Metazoa, Chordata, Aves, Accipitriformes, Accipitridae. The record is from RefSeq and is a predicted model, not a curated record.
AUGCCCUAAAACACUUUCUACUUCAGGAUGGGGGGUUUUCCAGCCCUGCUGCUCUUGCUGGCACUACCAGGGGAAAAUUGGAAUUGGGAUGCAGAUUUGGACACCAUUUCAUUUCCCACUAAGGAGGGGGAUGUUGCCAACUCCACAGAUGACAGCAGUAAGGAUCACAGGACUCUCUAUGCUCUCAUGGUGCUGAGUUCCUUCCUGCCUACAACUGCUCUGAUUGCUACUGUUUUACUCCUCCUCACCACUUACAUCAGAAGGAAAAGGGCAGGAAAACGGAUGGACUUUGGCAGACAUCCUUCUUUCAGACAAGCAGCACUGCAGAAGGAUGGAAGAAACAAAGCAAGUAGAAUGCCAGAAGGGGAACUGAAUGAUUGUACAAUAUAUGCUGUCAUAAGGCACCAACCUCAGCCAAAGCCUGAAGAUGUUAUAUAUGUCAACACACAGCCUUCACCAAAAGUUUUCUUCUGCAUUCAAGAACCACCAAGCAAUUCACUUUCCUCAGGGCCUAUGGAAUAUGCUACUGUUAUCUUCAGAGCCACAAAUCCACAUUCUGGAACUGAAAAGAGAAAAACAGGUCCACCUAAACAAAACAGCACAAAGCCUUGGGCUUAUUCACAGAAUUUUGCUGAACUGCACUUAGAAACAAUCCAUUUGUAACCAGUUGCUGAAGCUGAAUACAUAUGGGGUGUGAGGCAGAAUGCAACUGAAAGGAUGAGGCACAUGGAUGCACAAACCUUCCCUGAAAAAAUAACUACACUUUUCUAAUAGCACAGCAUUACAAUUCAGCUAUUGGUAAUCAAAUCUAGUGGAAAGCUAUGGUAUAUUUGCUUUUUCCAAAUUGCUCUAUUUUUAAAUGACAGGCAACUACAAACCCAAAGACAGGAAACUGGUUCCCCCUGGUAGCAGCUGAUACAGUGCCACAGUCAACAAAGGGCUGUCAGAUAUGGUAGCAUGAUGCUUCCUUUUAGACUUUCUUCAACAGCUCACUUAGAUACUCAUAUAUAAAAUGUUAAUUAUUGCCCACUCUGAUAAGAUCCAAGUCAGCAAAGUGGUAAAGAAUCUGCUUUAUUUUAAACAUAGGAGUUGUUUCAUGGACUUCAGAAAGACAAGUAAUGCACCCGACAUAUUUUAGUAAACAAGGGUCUUGUUGAAAAAUAUUUGACAACAUUAUAGUAUGAACUGUCUUCAGCUUGAACACAUGGGUGUAGAAUUUACACCCAGUGUUAUUUAUUUAUUUAUUUUUACAAAUAAAUAACUUUGUAUUUCCUUGCCUUUGGUGCUUGUUGUCUAUUAAUGCCACACCCAUGCUACUAGUAUAAAUCUAGCUUGACUUUAUUAUAAAUUACACAUAUUUUCAUCAAACUACUGAAUCCUGUUAUCAUGGUGAUACAUGCAAACAUCCAUUAGGGAUUAUGGAUAAAUCCCAAAAUUUAUCUGACUGAGAUUUUCAUUUUAAUUCUGUGAGUUGGAGCCUGAGGAUGCUGAAUAUGAUACAAAAAUGGUUUUAAUUUUUUGGUAUUAAGAUUGCAUGAAGACUCCAGCCUAGGUACUGGGUAGCAUGGGAGGAAAGGAAUGUGAAAAGGCAGAGAAUAUGUCCAUGAGUCAUAUAAACUCCACUCUGCCUGUGAGUGCUUGUACAGUCCUGAAGGGUGGGGGAGAGAGGGGGGGCGGGGAGAGAAUAAGAAAAUUUUGUUGACGGGUCUGAUGUGGCUACAUGAUAGCAGGCUUUUUGCCAUUAUCUCUGAGAUUAUUUUGGUUCUCUAUUGCAAAUUCUCUGAAAAUAAAGCUAGAAAAAACCCAUAAUAAUAGCUAAAGAAAUCAAUUUCUGGCUUCCUAAACAGGCUUGCAUGAUUGCAUUCUUCACUUCCUGUCCCAACUUCCCAUGUUCUGUUCUUGCAUAUUGUUAUUUCCUUUUUUUCUUUUUCUUUUUUUUUUUUUUUGAUCAUCACUGCAUUGAUCAACUCUGGAAAGAAUUAAUGACUGACACCCUUGUGCUUUGGGUCAUUUCUGAGAUGUCAAAAGUGUUGGUGUGGGGACCAUACCAUUAAGGUCUGAAAUGAUACACAACAGGAAAGACAAAUGGUUAACAUAAUAAGCUUCAAUAUACAAAUUCAACUCCUUAUUUAGCCUGUUUGACUCUUUGAAAGCACCUAAAACUUUGUAUGCCUAAAUUCCUCGCAAUGCCAUACAGAGUGAAAGUUCUGAGGGCCUCAGAUCCUUAUGUAAUAGAAGUUAAACAACUAAAUAGACAGGCUUACUGGUAUUUCUUUCUGCCUACAAAGCUGAAGAAGAUCUACUAUAAUAUGAUAUGAUGAAUUUGAGCAUGUUUCUAGGGACAGUUUAUCUCUAUGGAUGGCAUCAGUCCUCUGUCACAAAAUGUAAAAAUGUAACUGCCUAAUUUAAAAUAAAGACAGAAGAAAUAUUCUCAAAUCUUUCUAAAUUUGUAACAUCUUACAGGUAUUUUCCUUGUGUGCAAAUGAUGGAGAUUUGCUAGUAACCUGAACUGUCUACUAUGAAGGAAGAAUUAUCUUAAGACCCAGUUUAGAUUGGCAUGUUUGGUAGUUAAAUUUGGAAAGCAUCAGUAGCCCAUCCAAUCUACUUCUGUUAUGCUCAGCUGUGGAACCACAUUCAGGAAUGGUCUAACUUAUGUACAAGCAGCCUCUGGACAUGUGGGACAUUGCAAACCUGGCCAUGUCUUCAGAUAAGCCUAACAAAGACACCUAGUGACCCAGUUUUAUAUUGGCUGUUGAAUAGUGGUGUAGACACGUAUCUGGCUAAUGUCUCACAUGUCCUCCCAGCUUAUCUUUCAUUCGAUGGUAGCAGGAAAUAAAGUUGCAGCAUUCUAGGAACUGGGCUUAUCAGAUGGACAGGGCACAGCUGACAGGAUGUAAAAGGACAGGAGUUUUUUCCAAGACUGAGGCUAUUAGUCAAUACCUUCCAUUCCAGUUCCUCUGUACAUCUCCUCUGUCCUUCUACAGGACGUCUAGUUAAAACUCACUCCAAAUCUAAACAUUCUCUGCAGCCUAUGCUGAAAUAGUUAUUUGUUUCUUCUUUGUCUCACUUCAAAAGCAGUGAACGCUAAGAGGACCAUUUUCAUGUCUAAUAGGGAGUAAACUAAUAUCCAUAUGACUAAUGCCUGGGCACCUUCAUCUGUUACCUGCUGUUCACUGCAAACAGCUCUUGCCCUAAGUGCCCUAAGAGCACUAUAAGAACGGAACAAUCAUAUAAUAAAUUAUACUGUGGAGAUUCUGCUGAAGUCAUCAUAGUACUGUGCCAUCAAGUGCCUUCUAGUAGCAGUUUUGCAAAUUCGGUAAAAUUUGCCAUAUGCCUAAGAAGCCAGGGAGACUUGAGCAAAAGGUUAAAAGGACAAUGUUUUAUUAGUCACUGUGUAAACCAUCCAGUUCUGCUCCAUGUCUUGAAAGACCCACAGAAAGCAAAAUGGGAAAGUAAACUGCAUUUUGGAUAUACUACAAACUACAGACCAAGGAGUCUCCUGCUAGACAAAGUGAAGUUGACUCAUUCAUACCUUUCCUCUUCCUCUGGAAUUCACUGAAACAUGAGAACAUUUUUGGAACAAAUGAUUGUGUCUAACUCCUCCAAGUACAAAGAAUCAGCAAAGUGUUGUUGAAUGAAGAACAUAAGAAACAGAAAACCCAGCUUACCAACCCUAUUCACUUCGCAUUAGUAGUACAAAAUUUUAUUCAUUCUAUUCACUUUAGAAUACCUAUUCAAUUGUUCUCAACUUCCUGCCUAACUUUCCUCCCAUGCCUAGCAAUCGCAAAUAUUAAUUACAAGAAAGGAAAACUAAGCAAUAAAAGACAAGAUCCUGGCAACCGUGACUAGCCCAAGAUUAGCACAUAGAGGAACUUCUCUCCAAAGUGAGAGAUUGCUUUAAAUUAGUCUGCUCCUGUUCUUGUUAGGGAACUGAAAAGAAUUUCAAAUUAAGAAUAAAGCAAAAAGCUGUAAAAAUCAAUAUCUGAGUGGCUUUGUAAUCAGAUAACCCAUUAUGUGCUAAGGGCAUUCCCUCCAAGCCUGUGAUGCCUGCUUACUCCCUUGGGCCACUGCCCUUCAUGCUCUUCUGCAUCCACGAAUCUUCAGCUGUGAGGUCCUUGAGGAUUUAUUCUGCUCUAUUUGCCAACAAUCACACUUUCAGCAUUUCUGUAUUUCACCAUGAUUGCAAAGCUGCCAGCAAUGCAGUGACAGAAAACCAGGCCAGCUUUCUUCAGGACCCACACUGACUGCCAGCAUGUGGGGGCUUUGCAGCACCUAACAACAGUCUGAGUUAGGAGGCCAGAUCCUGUACAUUCAGCAGAAGGAAAAAGGCACCUUCAGAAGAUAUUUCCAAACAGCAGGACCUAACUGGAUGCUCUGAACUGCCUGCUAGAGGAACUUCCAUCUCACCUAUGGGUACACCAUCCUCCUAAUUUCAACACUUAACAUAGGCAGUAUAGUUAUGCCCCAUUGUAUCUGGCAUUAGAAGUACACACCAAUUUUCCAUUGGAUUUCUGAGACCACUUCAGUGUAGCUAAAUACAAACUCAUCCAGUAUUUCCAAGCUGUUUUACAGCUAGCGUAAAGAUGUCACUCACAGUUGGUUCACAUGGAAAGCACUAUUAAGGCAUCCACUGCAGGAGAAACACACACAAGUGUUUGG